AUCUUCGAUGGGCAGUCCCGUGGCGUCUGGAGAACGCCUACGGGUCUUUUAUAUAUAUAUCCCAACCUACAGAUUCCUGAGUCCUGAACAGCAAGUCCAGCCUUUGUUUACGAAUGCAUAUAUAGGCGGGGCGGAGAUUUGCACCAAUAGGUGAGGUUAAAGUCCAUAUUCUGUCGUCGUUGGCAUACAGUUAUUUUCACUCGUCACUGGGAUCACAAGUGUCACGGAAUAAUAAAAGUUGUUCGUGCACAGAAACGGCGUUGCUUGAUCCACACAGAAGAAAAAAAGUGUUGACACAAGCAUUCAUUUCCAAACACCAUCACAAGAAAGGGAGACAAAUAAUUUUCGAAUAAAGGAAAUCAACAACGACAUCUCGAAAGAUGCAUCUCAUAAUAGGAGUUUUAAUCUUCUGUCUGGCCAACGUUUGCGAAGGAUCAAAAGCCUGGGACUACAGCGAUACGUCUAAAUGGAAGAACGACUACCCCAAGUGCGGCGGAAGCAAGCAAUCCCCGAUAAACAUUGUCAACCCGAAAUGCGACAAAAGCUUGAACAACUCCAUCACUUUCACGAAAUAUGAGUCCGCUGGAAGCAGUAAAUUCAAACUUACCAAUAAUGGCCAUAGUUUACAAUUGAGUACAUCUAGUACGGGGGCUUCUAUUAAGCUGGGUUCGCUUGGUACAUUCAAGUUGGAACAAGUCCAUUUUCACUGGGGGAACAGCAAAAGUCAGGGCUCGGAACAUGAACUGAAGGGAAAAACUUUUCCAGCCGAGAUGCACAUGGUCCACUAUGACUCCAAGUAUGCAUCAUUGGCGAUAGCAGCACCCAAAUUUGACGGCCUUGCCGUUCUCGGUGUCUUUAUCGCGGUUGGAAACAACAACCCUACCUUUGACAAGUUUUUGAACUUCGCCACCAAUGUCACUCAGAAUGGGAGCAGCGUGGAUAUAGCACCAUUCAAGAUGGAGGAUUUGUUGCCUGAAAACAAAAACUCCCUCUACCGCUACAGAGGCUCUCUUACCACUCCCCCAUGCUAUGAAUCAAUAGCAUGGACGGUAUUUGAUCAGAAAAUCCAGAUUUCUGAAGCCCAGCUUGCAAAAUUCCGCACUCUAAAGGACAGCCACGGCAAAACUCUUCAGAAUAACUUCCGUCCACCACAAGCGCUGAAUGGUCGUAAAAUCACUUACUGGAACAACACGAAAUGUUCAGUAGAUGACAGUGGAGUUGCUGCCCUUGGAGGAAGCGUCUUCACGGCUCUUGUAUCUCUGCUUCUUUUUGCUGUUCUUUAAACGCUUGGCGUUACAUCUUAGGGUAAUUUUGUAGUAUUUAAUUGAGCUUAUAUUGUCAUGAGUAUAUCUUCUAUUGAAUUAUUUUAGAUGUUAAGGUAGUCUUAUAAUUAAUUUGCGGUUUUGAAUCGCUAUUUACCGAACUAGAUAAGUAAUUUAAGUAAGUAAUUUAACUUCAUAGAUUUUCUGUAUCUAAACUCAAGUUCAUGCAAUUUGUUAGGACAAAGGGAUCAUUAGAUUGCAACGCGAUUGUAGAAAUCCUGAAAUAGUUUUAAAUAUUAAUUGUUUUGGGGACAAACACGGAUGUUUUUUGACAGCACGUAGACUUAAGCGAAUGCAAGUACUCCAUUAGCAAAACGUCGAAUUUAAUAUAAUAAAGAGUUGUAUAGUUAAAUCAUAAUAACAUUCA
Messenger RNA from Dendronephthya gigantea, 1689 nucleotides. RefSeq names its product carbonic anhydrase-like. Bases 381 to 1283 code for a protein of 300 amino acids. NCBI's taxonomy places the organism in Eukaryota, Metazoa, Cnidaria, Anthozoa, Malacalcyonacea, Nephtheidae. Gene Ontology annotation, cellular component: plasma membrane. The record is from RefSeq and is a predicted model, not a curated record. The transcript is spliced from 9 exons. Gene Ontology annotation, molecular function: zinc ion binding; carbonate dehydratase activity.